Rotaria sp. Silwood1 is the source of this 688-nucleotide messenger RNA. The record is from the annotation of a GenBank genome assembly. Lineage: Eukaryota; Metazoa; Rotifera; Eurotatoria; Philodinida; Philodinidae.
UUUUGUAAAAGAAACAAAUUAUGACUAACAUAGUUCUUAUCGAAAACAACAAAAGCUGAUCGAUUGCUAAGACUAUUUAGUCCUCGAAUAUUUAUUAUUGUAAUGAACAAAACAAAAGAAUAGAUACAUAAAACUGUGCAGAAGUUCAUGAUUUAUCUUUCUAUUUUAUUGAAAGUGAGGUCGAACAGAGUGGUAGAUAUACGAUCUUAUCUGGUGGUCUCCUUUUCAGGCUUGGUACCAAACUUACGCACUUUAUCCAGCAUCCAAAACAGUCAUUGAAUCCAUAAUAUUCUUAUGUCAAUAAAUAAUAGAAUUAAAAAGUUUAAUAUAGUGCAAGUUUUUAAAACUUGUAAUAUUCUAGGAAAAUACAUAAAAAAAAAUGUUUCUUGUUUUUUUUUUAGGAGAUUUAAUUAAUCUAAAAAGGCUUUAUCUCGAAUCAAAUUUUCUUAAAAAUUUGCCAUAUGAAUUAGGCAAACUCAACAUUGAAGAUCUUGGUUUAAACAAUAAUCCACUUGGUGAUCAUAUCUUAAGUUUAUUUGCUCGACCUAAUGGUACACGUGAAGUAAUGAAUUAUUUACGUGAAAAAUGGAAUUUACUUUGUUCUUUUUCAAAAAUGUCUUCAUAUAAAAUGCCAUUAUCUUGGGAUAAUACAGAAAUAGAUCCGAAUGAAAAUAAUUCUAAUAUUUGA